UUUUGCAUUGCAAUGAAAGGCUUUGAAGAUGUGAGUGUGAAAUGAGUUGAAUGUUGCUCCCCGAAUGCAGAGCUUCAGGAGGCGGUGAAGUUGAGCUGCUGCCGGGUGAGAGUUGCCGGAGUCAGCUGACGCGCUUCAACAUGUCUCUGCUCAGAGGUGUAUUUAUUGUUGCUGCCAAACGGACUCCUUUUGGUACCUACGGAGGAAAGCUAAAGGACUACAGUGCUACAUAUUUAGCUGCACAUGCUGCAAAGGCCGCAUUAGCUGCUGGACAGGUCAACUAUGAACUUGUGGACAGCGUUAUAAUUGGCAAUGUAAUGCAGAGUUCUGCAGAUGCUGCCUACAUUGCAAGACACGUUGGACUACAAGCUGGAAUUCCACUUACUGUGCCAGCCUUAACUGUAAACAGACUCUGUGGAUCUGGCUUCCAGUCAAUCAUUAACGGAGCACAGGAAAUUUGCCUCAGAGAAUCUGAGGUUGUACUUUGUGGAGGAUCCGAAAAUAUGAGUCAGGCCCCUUACGCUGUCCGAAAUAUCCGAUUUGGCACAAAGCUUGGAAUUGAUAUCACGAUGGAGGACACCUUGUGGGCAGGACUGACCGAUCUCCACAUUCAAACUCCAAUGGGUAUCACAGCAGAAAAUCUUGCUGAACAGUAUGAAAUAAGCAGGGAAGAAUGUGAUGCAUAUGCAAUGAAGUCACAGCAGAGAUGGAAAGCUGCUCAUGAUGCCGGUUACUUCAAUGAAGAGAUGGCUCCCAUUGAUCUGAAAAUCAAGAAAGGAAAGGAAACUUUAGCACAGGAUGAACACCCUAGACCACAGACCACUGCAGAACAGAUGGCUAAGCUACCGACCGUGUUCAAGGCAAAAGGCACCGUCACGGCAGCAAAUGCUUCGGGAGUGUGCGAUGGUGCUGCUGCAGUGAUAUUGGCCAGUGAAGAAGCAGUCCAAAAACACAAGUUAACGCCAUUGGCCAGAAUAGUGGCUCAUCAUGUAUGUGGAUGUGAUCCAAGCAUUAUGGGAAUUGGUCCUGUGCCAGCAAUUGGUGGGGCCCUGGAGAAAGCAGGAUUAUCCUUAAAGGACAUGGAUCUAGUAGAGGUAAAUGAAGCAUUUGCUCCUCAGUAUUUGUCUGUGCAGAAAGCUUUAAAAUUGGAUCCUGAAAUUACCAACGUAAAUGGAGGUGCCAUAGCAUUAGGCCACCCAUUGGGGGCAUCAGGAAGCAGAAUAACAGCACAUCUAGUUCAUGAGCUGAGACGACGGGGAGGUAAAUAUGCAGUGGGUUCAGCUUGCAUUGGAGGUGGCCAAGGGAUCGCCCUUGUGAUCGAGAAUAUGAAGUAAAAUAACACCAAGAAUGUUCAGCUACAAGAUGAAAACCUCUUUAUCGAUGUUUGUGGCUGCCUUUAUUUUGGAGCAGCUGCUCUUGCUUCUGAUACUACACUAAGUUCAACUCAAUUUCCAUUCAAUAAUGUUACCUGACCAAAUACUCGGCAUUCCCAUUUUGGGUAAAAGAUUGGCACUAACUAAAAAUGAGCAGUCACUAAAAUAAAUUGACAUUUUACUCAUACGUGCAAAAAAUCUGGAAAUUCUGUAGAAAGCACAUCACUAUUCUGGAAUACCAAAGCACUGCUAACCCUGCUUAUUAUUUUUGCUAUUUUAGUUUAUUUUUAAUAACUACAAACAUUUCCUUGACCCCCUGGUCUUACAAAAUAUAUCUUCUCCUGCUGUUGUGUAUGGACUUCCAGACCACAAGAUGUUGGACAACCAAAGCCAUAUUUUUAGAUUGCUAAGAGAAAUUCUUCACAAAUAACCAAAAUUCAAUUUUAAAAAUAAGGAAGUCAUGAGUAAGGGUAGAACAUGGCUUUUUUUGGCUAGAACUCUUGGGCCAUCGGGUACAGGAAAAUAUUGAUGUAAAACCUGUGAUGGAUUUAAGAAAUAAUUAUGAUUUAAUGUUUGGAAAAAGGAAUGAUUGUGAAAUAUACUUGAGGUUAACUGAAAUAUAGAAACGUAGAUACUUUAGAUAUGAUGGUCUUUUCCUAAUUUUAAAGUUGAUUAUGUUUGUAUGUUCCAAGCUUCCCAUUUUUCUUGUUCUUUGCCUGUAACCAGACACUGAGUCAGUAUUUCUGCCAGGAAUUGGCUGAAGUAAUUGCAUAAUGGUUUACUGUCUUGGACCUCAAAUGCAUAAUCAUCUAUUUAGGGAAGCUAACACUGUGAUAACUAAAUCUGCAAGGUUUGUUUUCAAACCACAAUGAAUGUUAUGCAAACUGCUCAUAUGAAACUAGAUUAAAUAUCUUCCUUCUUGUCCCCAUAGCAUUAUUUUAGCAUUGCAAAUACUCUUGCAUUUCUAAGUUUACUAAAAUUAUCAAACCAAAUUUCUGCCACCAAAGAUUUCUCUUUAACUAAUUUGAUGUGAUAUAAUUUUCACUUCUGAAAAAUAGGUGCAGGAAGCUCAUAAACGCAUUUAAUUCCUAAGUACAUCAUGUCAGCGAGCAGAAAUCAGGUUUGAGACGAGUCCUCUGUUCAUCUGUGAUUAUAUUUUGGUUUGAAUAGUUUGCUCUUUGAGUAUUAUUAGUAAAGCAGUUUAAUAAAUUGCUUUCCGCAAAAUAAGACGAAAAGACAUAGGAGCAGUAUUAGGCCCAUCGAGACUGCUCUGCUAUUUUUCCCUCUCAGUCCACUGGAAAGUUAGGGUGCCUAUAAAAAAUGAUUUGGGACUUCUUUUCAUUCAAUCAUUAACGGGCCUGCCCCACUGUACAAGCUAAUUCAAGAGUUCUUCCGAGUUUCCCCUGAUUCGAACUCGGAGAAUUACGGGAAUAGCCGCUCGUAGGUACUUGGGGCUCACGUGGACAUUUUUCACCAUGUUGAAAAAUCUUCACGAGCUUACCGCGUUUCCCGACUACCUGCCGUUAGCGUUAAGAGCCGCUAAGAGACGUCCCGAGCUCCGACGUACCCGCUACGUACAUUCUACGUGCAUACCGCGAGUUUGUUUUUUUUAAACUCGGGAGAGCUCUUGAAUUACCUCGUACAGUGGGGCAGGCCCUUAAGCAUAAUCCCUAGGUAAGGAUGGGUGAUGAGGAUUUGUUCCAGAGCUCCAUUCCUGGUUUGUAUUAAGGUAGGCUCUGGCAUAAAAAAAAUAUGAACAGAAAGAAAAACUCCAAGAAAGUCGCUAUGCUGCUUAUUAUUUGAUGAUAUUUGUAGGAAACUGUAAUUAUAGAACAGUUCAUGGCAAAACCCUUAAACCUCUAGCACCCAGUGUAUCCCAAAGCCUGGGUCACUAGCAAAGUCAAAGUAGACAUGGUAGAUGAAAUCACCAAGAAUUCCCUGCUGGACGACAGUUUAAUAAACAAAUUCUGGUGCCCUACUGUUUUGAUCUCCGGGAUCUCUUUGGUGCGUGGCACUUCCAUAGAUAUCAGCUGAUAUGAAACAUUCACUCGAUAACGGAGGUACAGCAGUUUCUGGAAUCUCUAUAAUUUGGAUACUCUCCAAAUUACUAUAAACUCUUGAAUGCAAAUUAAUCUUAGGACUGUCACGCCUAAAUUUAUAUAUUUUUAAAUUGAAUUUGGUGGAAUUUUCUUUUUGGGAUGCUCAGGAUUUUCUUGUUAUAAUUCUGACACUUUAUUUAGUAAUAAGGUGGAAACUUUUUACAGCACUUUUCAAAUAUGAAAUGUAAAACUGGAUAAUGGCAAAUUGGUCAUGGAAAUCUCGAUAAUUAUGCACAAAUAUCUUUCUUUUCAAAAACCUGAUAGUUUCAUGUAUGUUUGUGUUGCCAUAUCAGUUCUGAGAAAGCACUUAUAAUAUCACAUUGUUUCUGAAUGCCAUUCAAUGGAGAUGCCUUUGUAGGCAAGAAAUACCAAAAUACAAAAAUAAGUAGCGUUGCAUCGCCUAUACAUUUAUCUCCAAGAAACAAAAUUUGCCACAUCACUCCUGAAGGAGGGCAUUUGUAUGUUUCUGACAUCUUCUAUACAGUAAUCGCUGACAGUAGUUUCUGAAGGUGGUUUAGUUGAACUCUACUAAUAUCCAUGGUCUGAUCAACACAGAAUAAGAAGGGGCACCUUUUAACUAAUGAACAUUGGAAAAAAUCCAUCAUUUCCUUUUAUUGCUGAAAAUUGUGCAUGAGACAAUAUUGCUUUUACCUGUUUUUUACCAUAAUUUUGUAACAAAUAUAUCCGUAUAAACAAUGAAUCGUGCCUUAAAUAUGUUGAUCUACUUUUGAUGCUACAAUGGAAAAUAAAUUGUUAUUUUUUGCCAUUUUGAAUUUCUUGCAUGUAAUAUGCAUAAUAAAAAUAAAAUGUCAUUAUUAUUUU
Messenger RNA from Leucoraja erinaceus (little skate), 4294 nucleotides. It is a transcript of the gene acaa2, whose product is annotated as acetyl-CoA acyltransferase 2. Lineage: Eukaryota; Metazoa; Chordata; Chondrichthyes; Rajiformes; Rajidae. The transcript has 10 exons. Gene Ontology annotation, molecular function: acetyl-CoA C-acetyltransferase activity. The record is from RefSeq and is a predicted model, not a curated record. Bases 51 to 1334 code for a protein of 427 amino acids. Gene Ontology annotation, biological process: fatty acid beta-oxidation.